Oldenlandia corymbosa var. corymbosa is the source of this 2580-nucleotide messenger RNA. Lineage: Eukaryota; Viridiplantae; Streptophyta; Magnoliopsida; Gentianales; Rubiaceae. The record is from the annotation of a GenBank genome assembly.
AUGGCUUUUUUCUCAUCACCAAUAAUUGCUCGCAUCGAUUCUGCCUUAGAUGAUUUGGAGUUGCUGGUGAAAGCCCGUGGACAUGAUCCUGAUGAGGGUUUUGAAGUUAAGAAACUGAGAAUGAUGUUAAGGAUUCUCAAAAUGUUUGUUCUUUGUUCCAGGAAGUUGGGAAAAGAUGGGAAAUUGGCAUCUUUCCUGUUAAAGCGAUCAAGUUCUCUUCUGGCGCAUCAAGUCUUGGAAAUCAUUAGCACUUCUACUCAGACCUUAGUAGAUUUUUGGUCUUUCAGCUCGAGGCGUUAUUAUGUUCCAGUUUUAGAAGAAGCAAUGGGAAGCUUGGAAGAAAAGAUGAUGUUCUUGGAAAACACCAUGAGAGUAGCUAAAAUGUGGAAGAGAAUGCAGUUUGACAUUUCGACCUUGGUUCAAAAGAUCAACCCUGUUGAUCAACAGACUCACAUAGAAGAAGUAGAGGUUGGACUUGAUGAUUUACUAAUAACAUUGAAGAGUUUCAUUGCAGACCAUGGAGAGAAAGAUCCACAUGUACCAGUAUUUAACUUUCCUAGGACUAAUCAGUUGGGAUUUGUCGAAUUUAUAUUGGAAAAACUGAUGCAGUUAACUAGUAGCGAAGCUGAAUUGACUGUCAAGAUUUGUCUUCAAACUAUUCAAGAAGAACUUGUCUUCUUAAGAUCUGUCUUGGGAGACAUUGUGGAGUUGCGCAGUAUGCACAAAGAACUCCAAGCUCUCUGGGAUGGUGUACUAGAGGAAGCAUACAGGAUAGAGUGUCUCAUGGACAACCUAUUGGUUGGUCAUCUUCCAAAUUCUUUUUCAAUACCAUUUGAUUCAAUCAUGAAAGACAUUGGGAACAUUAAGGACAAUGUGAUGAAGACUUCUCAUGAAAGGUUUCAAGGAAUCAAAGAUAAGGAAGUGUCUAGGGCUUAUACUCAGGUGUCAUCACAAAGAACUCUCUCAUUAUCAAAAGAGGUUGUAGGUUUGGUUGAUGAGGCGAAAUUCAUUAUGGAUAGACUAAUGAGGGGCCAAAAGAAGUUGCGAAUAGUUGCCAUUGUGGGUAUGCCGGGAGUAGGUAAGACCACUUUAGCUACUAAAGUUUACAAUGCGCCUGCUAUUUCGCAUCGUUUUCCUGUUCGUGCAUGGUGUAGUAUUUCGCAAGUUCUAGAGAAAAAGAAAGUGUUGAUUGAGCUCUUAAAUCAGAUUGAUCCCAAGAUGACCUAUUAUGAAAUAGAUGAACAUGAUUUAGCAGACAAACUGAGACGUAGAUUAAAAAGAAGGAGAUAUCUCAUUUUAGUUAUUUUGACAAGUCGCCAUCAUGAUGUUCCUCCUCGGUAUAUGCUCGACCAAGAACCUCUUAUUCUUAGUCAACUUUCUAAAGAGGCAAGUUUGGAGUUACUUGAGAGGAAACUAUUUGCUGGAACUGGUUGGCCUUUUGAAUUAAGUGAUCUCAAAAAUCAAAUUGUUGAAAUCUGCAAGGGAUCACCUUUGGCAAUCGUCAUUGUGGCUGGACUUCUUGCAAGCACAAAGGCAGAGGAUUGGAUGAAAAUUCUGGACAGUUUGAACUCAAGCUUAGCAUCAAUUACUAAACAUUGCAUGAAGACGCUGGAGCUAAAAACCGAAAGAGGAACACUUUUUUCAUUUCCUGAAGGGUCAGAUGAGCUGUUAGCAUUUGAUGAGCCUCACAACUCAAGAAGGUUAUGCAUUAACUCUGUGACAAGGGAUUUCAAAGAGUCGAAAUUAUUCUGUCCUCGUGCACGUUCUCUACUUUUCAACUCAUCUCAUGACACAGUGAGGCUCCACAAAGGAACACAGUUGGUUGAUGUCUCGUUCGUGAUUCACAUCUUCAAACUUCUCAGAGUGUUGGAUCUAGAACAAAUUCGUUCGCGUAAUGAGUUUCCAAGAGAAAUAGAACUGAUUCUUCAGUUAGCCUUCUUGGCGAUUCGAGGAAAGUUCAGGCAGAUCCCAUCAUCAAUAGCUAAGCUCUCAAAUUUGGAGACCCUUAUUAUUGAUCCAUGUGCUGACAUUGUUUCAUUCCUAGCUAAUCUCUGGAGUCUGCAAAAAUUAAAGUAUCUUUACAUAAGAACUUACGGUAGUUUUGACGGGGGUAGCCUACCCACAGAAUGUCUUCAUAGCACAUCUGCUUUACAUGAGCUAACUAGGUUAUCUGGUGCAAUUAUUCCUCACUGGAGCAGUAUGGAAAGACUGAUGAGAAAGUUCCCAAACAUUCGUAAUUGGAAAUGCCCACUUUUCGAACAUAAAGAUGACUUAGAAAAUCUUGACAGGAUUGUAUUUCCUGACUUUUUGAGUCAACUUGAAUCACUGCAUGUAUUACGAGAGAUUCGUGUACCUUCAUCCUGGAAGUUUGAGCUCAGUUUGCCUGCUACAUUGAAGAAAUUGACAUUAUCAGAAUUUUAUUUGUCGUGGAAGAAUUUUUCAGCCACUGCUAAAUUGCCAAACCUUGAUGUCCUCAAAUUACUUCAAGUAUCCUUUGAAACAGAAACAUGGGAAGUAAAUGAGGGGGAAUUCUUAAAACUCAGAAUCUUGACAUUGUUUUGUUGGGACCUUGUCAGCUAG